AUUUUCCAAUAAUAUUAUCUGAACGAGUCGAAUCGUUCGGUUGGCGGAGGCAGUCAAAGGAAAGUAGCGAGCGAAGAAGAGCGCGAGACAAGGAAAGAGUGGCGACUGCAGUCUUCAGCGACGGUCCGACGGAGCCAUGACGCUGGGGAUGAUCAACGCCAACCCUGUGGUGCACGCCAAGAGGGAGAGGAUUAUUCGCUCGGAGGAUAUACACUCCGACGAUGCCCUCGAUGCCCUCGAUGUUUUUGAUUCGGUGAGGGAUAUCAAGGAUCCGGAGCAUCCUUAUUCUUUGGAGCAGCUCAGUGUUCUCUCGGAAGAGUCCAUCGCCGUUGAUGAGAAGCUCGGCCGCAUCAAGAUAACCUUCACUCCAACAGUUAAACACUGCAGUAUGGCAACAGUCAUUGGUCUGUGUUUAAGGGUUAAGUUAAUGCAGUGCUUUCCCCCACAUUUUAAGGUUGACAUCACUGUAUCUCCUGGUUCUCUUGCAAAUGAAGAAGCAGUUAAUAAGCAGCUGAAUGACAAGGAGAGAGUCUCUGCAGCUUUGGAAAACCCUAGCCUCCGUCAACUUGUGGAUGAGUGUCUCUACUCCAAUGAGCUAUAUUCUUAUUAGUUACUCAUAUUUUCCUUGUAGUUUCCACUGUAUAUCAGUUCUGUUCAACGGAACUGCUGGUUGGUUUUAGCUGUAUGUUAUAUAAAUUCAUCUCAGGUCAUCUUGAUGACUUGCGAUAUUAUGUGUUUUUUUUGGUCAAAGGUAUUAUGUAGUUUUUGUAGUCUUAUACAGAAGCUAUCUUCUAUGUAGCAGUUGUUAUCAAAAUAAAUGUAGCAAUAUGAAUGAACGCAGUUAUAUUUUGGUGCA
This is a messenger RNA of Zingiber officinale, 856 nucleotides long. RefSeq names its product protein AE7-like 1. Lineage: Eukaryota; Viridiplantae; Streptophyta; Magnoliopsida; Zingiberales; Zingiberaceae. Gene Ontology annotation, biological process: iron-sulfur cluster assembly. The transcript is spliced from 5 exons. Bases 137 to 610 code for a protein of 157 amino acids. The record is from RefSeq and is a predicted model, not a curated record.